Messenger RNA from Folsomia candida, 517 nucleotides. RefSeq lists its product as uncharacterized. Bases 1 to 447 code for a protein of 148 amino acids. Lineage: Eukaryota; Metazoa; Arthropoda; Collembola; Entomobryomorpha; Isotomidae. The record is from RefSeq and is a predicted model, not a curated record. The transcript is spliced from 5 exons.
AUGCAUAAAUUCGGCGCAUACGACUUGUGGGUCGACCACUACAAUAUUUGGGGAACGGUUGAGACUGAACACCGUGGUGCGGGCGCGUAUGCCCACACUUUUUCAAAUGUCGACCUGUGGCUGAACUUGACCCUGAGUGAGGGUCUUGAUGAUGGACGCGGACAACCACUCGCGACAGAUGUCACCACUUCCCUCGUCUUCGGCUCGUGCCGCCUUUGGGCAGGAAAUUUUACGACAAACGGCGACCUAUGGGAUGACGCCAAGUGGGAGCGGCAAGGUCCGAUAUUUAAGGCGGAUUUCGACGAGGAGAUGAAAUCAAGAACGAGGGAGAUUCUACUGAGGGAGGGGGCACGGGCGUACUUUAAUAUGUAUUGGGGAUAUGGCGAGUAUACGAGACUAGAGGCUUUGCACUGGUUGAUCGAGCUGGGAGCGGCUCUGAAUCCAUGAUCCGGAAUUCAAUUGAAUGCGACGGUGAAAAAAUGAAAUUUUUCAUUAAGUAAUAAAUCGAAGGAAUACA